Messenger RNA from Aspergillus heteromorphus CBS 117.55, 448 nucleotides. RefSeq lists its product as uncharacterized. Lineage: Eukaryota; Fungi; Ascomycota; Eurotiomycetes; Eurotiales; Aspergillaceae. The transcript has a single exon. The record is from RefSeq and is a predicted model, not a curated record. Bases 4 to 240 code for a protein of 78 amino acids.
CGCAUGGAUACUCUUGUUCCGCCCGCUAGUUUUUUUUCUCAAGAGGCACCCCAGACGAUCCCAAUCCAGACCAGUCCGCCGUCGUCGUUGGCUCCUCAGGUCCCCGUUGCCCGCAGCACACAGACCGCAGUUACUUAUAGUGACUCCUUGCCCAGGCCCAUCGUCGUAGGCGAGCUCCUAGACUCGAUUAUUGUUGUUGUUGAAAUUCCGAAGACAAUUCCAAUUGCAGUUCAGAUUUGAGAGCAGAUCCGACAGCUUGAUAUCCUGUUGUGUAGCAUCAGGGUUCUCCUUCCCUCUAGAUACUAUAUAUUAUAUACCUACCUUCUGGUCCUCGUCCUCCAUCUGAUAGAGAGCGGUUACAGAACAACCCUGACCCCAACAGGGCUGAUUGCUGAUUAGGGUCUGUGUGGGUGCGAAUCUCGGAACCAAGCACUGGGCCCAAUCCACG